UAUUUGUCUAUUGUACAAUUAAAAAUGAGUGAUAUCAAAAAAAGCUUUCUGAUCCUGAUGGCUGCUUAUAUUUCAUCUCAGAAUGUGAACAUAAACUGCAGUUAUUCUCUUAGUCGUCAUCCAGAACAAUCAACAAGUGAGAUGGACUGUAUCAUCUACAACACUUCAUCUUUAAAUUGUACACUGCCUGUAAAUCAGAAUGUUACUGAAAAACAGCCAUUCUUCUUCUUUUUCAGACAGAAUAACCACAUGAAAGAAUGUCCCAUUUAUUUGAUAGAUUAUGAUCAUGGAACAUUUUUGUGCCAUUUUCCAAAGCUAAAUAUUUCAUCAUUAAAGUUCUAUAUUCAUGUGAAUGGAUCCAUCAAUGAAACUGUAGUCUUUCGGCCUUUGAAGAUUGAGAAACUGAAUCCACCUGUAAAUAUAUCAGUUUCUGUCGACAACGAAAACAUUUCAAUUACCUGGGGACCACCACCCACACGUGUUGAAGCUCCAGAAGAUUGCUUAGAAUAUCAUUUACGGUUUGUUGACUUGCAUAGAAAUGAAAAGGUAAUUGAACAUGUUUCAUCCUCAUAUCACAUACCUAAAAGUCAUAUAACCAAACCGUGUCUGGUGCAAUUAAGAGUUCAAGGAAAGGAAAUUUGUGGUUUUGGCAAAAUAUUAAGUGACUGGACAAAGCCAUUUUCAAUUGAUGCGACUAACAGUUCGAGAUUUAAGCUUCCUUUGCUGGCACUGAAUGCAGUAAUCUUUGUCUUUGGUGCAAUCUGUGUUUGCAGCAGAUGCAAAUUAUUGCAUAAAACAUGCCCUCCUGUUCCACAUCCCAAGAGAACGUUUGCUGAAUGGUUUAAAAAAUUUGAUGAAAUAUCAGCCAAUACCGUAGAAUCCCAGGCUUCCAUGGAAAGUGAAAUGGAGGAAUUAACUUCAGAGAAGUGAUCUGCUGAUGGAUAGAUGGAUGGAUGGAUGGAUGUUAAAGCAAGUCUUUCUUUCUUUCAAUAUGUGCAAGAAAAUAUGGACAUUUCCAAGAUAUUAUUUCUAAAUGCUAGAACACUUUUAACUUUUUCACAUUUUGUUAAAUCUUCUAUGUCACAUCCACUGCAAAUACAGUUCUUUGUUUGUAACGUGAUUAUUAUUUAAGGAAAAUACAUCACAAAGAAUAAGAAGCAUCUAGGUAAGAUUUGGAAGUUAGUUUUUAAAGAGCGUUCAGUUGAGUGGUACUGUAUAUAGAAAUUUCUCAGAUUUUGAAAAUCUUUUAAAGCACUGUAAAACUUAUUAAAGGCUUCAUCCAAAGUUGCAUAUCUGAAGUUUAUGAACAUAUGUGUAUAAGAAAAAAGUAUUUUAAUGUUAUUUUUUUAACUUAUGAACCACAAAUAAGCUGAAUUUUCACUUGCGCUAAGAGAAAAUCUGGAACAACGUUCAAACAUACCUGAUCACCUUCACAAGUAUUCCAAACAAAUGUCACUGUAGCUGUGGAUUGGAGCAUGACUGAAUGUUGGUGAGUCGGGCUUUCUUACAGCUGAUGCUAUAAUCAGGGUCUGUCCUUGUGGUAGCCCACCAAACGAGAUAAAGCUGGAUCAGCAGGCUGCAGCAAGGUGUAUUUUUUGCCUUUAUGUGCUACUGUUUAUUUUUGGUCAACAUGUCUCCUUGCAUUGACCUGAUCAUCAUGACUCCAAAAACUAUCAUGAAAUAGAAAGAAAGGCUGGGAAACUUGAACGAUAAAGCAUAGGUAAACAGCUUCAUUAAACAGUAUUGAAUGAAGAGGAAUGAUUGAUGACUAAUGUUAUUAUUAAUCAAAUUCUGUCAAUUUUCAUGUAUUCUGCAUGUAACAUGUACUGAGUAUCACUAACAUGUAGCUCUACUCCAGACAUCCAAGACUCUCUCUUCAUAACAAUGAAAAGUUCAGCUUCAUUAUGGUUAAAAAAAUGAAAAAGUCUAUUAAAACACGUUCUUAACAAAAUUUCAGAAAGUAGCUGUUUGUAAUUCAUGUGAAAAUGCUAUUUACUUUUUUAAGACAUUUUAACUGUUACAUAUCUUUUCAUUAAAACAAGUUAUUUUACAAUUUUCAACAAUA
Molecule: messenger RNA, 2065 nt
Organism: Polypterus senegalus (gray bichir)
Lineage: Eukaryota; Metazoa; Chordata; Cladistia; Polypteriformes; Polypteridae
Product: interleukin-5 receptor subunit alpha-like
Exons: 8
Coding region: 25-930 (301 amino acids)
Molecular function (GO): protein binding
Source: RefSeq, a predicted model, not a curated record